AUGAUAACCAACGAAACUCAAACCAAGGAGUAUGUUAAAGGCUAUGGAAUCGACUGGGACAAAGUCAAAGCCGCUCUUGAGAUAACGGAUGACGGUGAUGGGCGGAUCCGCAUACUAGUACAGAAGAUUUUGGAACAUGUCGACUGCGACAUUCAUUGGACUUGCAUAGGAAAGCCCAACAGCGGCAAGCGCAACACCUUCAACAUUAUCUCAUUCGGCAAAGAGGCCUUUGAUACCGAUCCAGAGGCUUUGAGAAAGAAAGAUAUUCCUGCUCCAGACUAUCUGAAGAGCUUUGUGGAACCAUUUUUUGUCGGGCCCGAUGUAUUUGAGGUUGUGGAUUGGUAA
Molecule: messenger RNA, 345 nt
Organism: Marasmius oreades (fairy-ring Marasmius)
Lineage: Eukaryota; Fungi; Basidiomycota; Agaricomycetes; Agaricales; Marasmiaceae
Exons: 2
Coding region: 1-345 (114 amino acids)
Source: RefSeq, a predicted model, not a curated record